This is a messenger RNA of Zea mays, 552 nucleotides long. RefSeq names its product protein MAIN-LIKE 1-like. Lineage: Eukaryota; Viridiplantae; Streptophyta; Magnoliopsida; Poales; Poaceae. The record is from RefSeq and is a predicted model, not a curated record. The transcript is spliced from 5 exons. Gene Ontology annotation, biological process: meristem maintenance; meristem development. The coding region runs from base 1 to 552 and encodes 183 amino acids.
AUGGUUAUGGAUCAGGUUGGUGGUAGGAGUAGAAGGGGAAGGAGAACACCAUUUCUUACCGACCCCGAGCAGUAUGAGUGUGGCAAGAUGGCACAGUUCCACCUCCUCGACCCGUUCUACGACGAGAGCCACCGGGGGCGUCUUCUGUCGGAAGGCCAGGACCUAGCAACGCUUCGUUCUAGGACACACAAUGGGUUCCUAGACAUGGUGUUCGACGACAGGUACACUAAUUACCUCAGACGAGCAGGUCUAGAUGUAAUAUCGUACCAGUUACGACGCGGGUUGCCUACUAUUGAUUCGGCGGCCAUUACUGCACUUGUGGACAGGUGGCGGCCUGAGACACAUAGUUUUCAUCUUCCUUUUGGUGAGAUGACAGUCACAUUAGAGGAUACACAGAAGAUACUUGGACUCGAUGUUGGUGGCAGAGCAGUGACAGGCCAAUGUGACUCUGACGGUUGGAGGGCUAGAGUUGAGGCCUUUCUUGGUAGAGAGCUUCCUGCUGAGGGCGUUGAAAGGACUGCUGGAGUAGGCAUCACAUGCAAAGAUGUCUAG